AUGGAAAGAGAGGACCCAGAAUCCACUAUCAACUCCACAGACACAUCACAAAUAUUUCAUUGUUUAACAACCCUCGUAUGUUUCAUGUUGUCGGCGUCUUCGGUGGCAGUUUGUCUGUUUAUGAACGUUAAAACAUCUCAUCUUGAGCGUAAAAUUGAGCUUUUGGAGAUGGAGCGACUGUCUGUGAUUGAACCUGUGCACGCGACACUGGAUGCGAACGCGACUUUUCGGGAUGCGAUAGAGAAACUUGUGCAAGAGAGACUCAAAGAGGGAGUGUCGAAAAUUCGCACAGCUCGAGAAGCAGCGCAAGAGUGCUCCUGUCCUCCAGGUCCUCCAGGAAAACGGGGAAGAAAAGGCAACCCUGGAAUUCCAGGCACUCCAGGACGAGAUGGCUACCCGGGUCCAAUGGGUAUGGAUGGUAAACCUGGACCUCCAGGUCCAAAUGGCAGUCAGGGAAUGCCGGGACCAAAAGGAGAUAAGGUAUAUUCACCCCACAAUAUAUUCCUGCAUGAUAAAUGUGCAAUUUAUGGAGCCAUCAAGGCAUCUAACAGUAGAAAAAUGAACCAAAUCAUUGAGAGUGCUGACAUGAGCAGACAGGAAAAGGAAAACAGCCUCUCCCAUGGGCUGUGUUCCUCUUUUUGUGUGGAUGGACCACCGGCCUACACUGCCUCUGCAGGCCUGCUCAGUAAUCAGAUUCUCACGGUUAAGGGUGAUCAAGGUCAGGCUGGGCCCCCAGGUCCCCCAGGACCUCCAGGAACACCUGGUCCCAGAGGGCCUCCAGGAAACACAGGCAGAGAUGGGCCGCAGGGCCACCCAGGAGAACCAGGUCCUGCUGGAAAAGAUGGAAAUGAGGGACCAAGAGGGCCACCUGGCUUGCAGGGUAUGAAUGGUGUCAAUGGCAUACCUGGCCCACAUGGCCCUGCAGGGCAAAAGGGGGAUAAGGGUGCUCCAGGUACUGAGGGGAAGAGGGGAACUGAUGGAUCCCCUGGCAUGAAGGGAGAUGUUGGAGAUCCAGGACCCCAGGGAGAGAAAGGAGCCACUGGUUUCAUAGAAAAUGAUGACCUGGCUGUUAGAUUAAAAACUCUACAGGGGCCUCCAGGACCUCCAGGAGAGCAAGGGCCAAAAGGAGAAAUGGGCAUGCCUGGAGCACCCGGACCUGAAGGAAAGCAGGGCCAGAAGGGAGAGAGAGGUGAUGCAGGAGAGCCUGGAGCAGCAGGAGCAAAAGGGGAAAAGGGGGACAUUGGGCUAACGGGGCCUUCAGGGGAAGCAGGGCACAAGGGAGAUAAAGGAGACUCUAGGCUUGAGGACAGUCUGGCCCAGAUUAUCUCUAUGCCUGGCCCACCAGGGCCACCUGGACCCCCUGGGCCUGCCGGUUAUCAUGGAAUACCUGGACCCAAGGGAGAGCCUGGUGAGUCAGUUAAAGGAGAAAAGGGCGACGCUGGAGAGAAAGGUCCACCUGGGCAGCGGGGUCUUCAAGGCUUUCCAGGGUCUAAUGGCUUGGUAGGCCUGCCAGGUGCAAAAGGUGAAAAGGGGAAACAAGGUGAACCAGGUUUAGAUGGUUUCCCAGGGCUUCAAGGAGAAAAGGGGGACAGAGGAGACAAAGGGGAGAAGGGUGACAGAGGUUCAAUAGGAAAAAAAGGUCUGAAAGGACAGAAGGGAGAGCAGGGACCUCCAGGGCUUGAUCAGCCUUGUCCUGUGGGGCGUGAUGGGCUGCCCAUACCAGGAUGCUGGCAUAAGUAAUGACUAACCUGGAGUAUGGAGUUUGUACAUAUUGAUAUAUAUUUUGCAAGUAAAAUAAGCUUUUUCUCCCAAUUUUUUAGUCAUUUCUUAUUUAAUAAAUUGGGUUUUUAUAUGGGAGCCAUUUCAAAAAUAAUAUCUGUAUCACUGCAUUAACAAAAGAGAGGCUCUCCACUGCCACAAUAACAAGUGUAGAAAAGUAAUGAAGCGAGCAUCAUAGGUGCUGAGACUUUACUGAUAUUGAGAAGAGACAUGAACUCAAUGCUUGUGGAUGCACAGAGAAUGCUGCUGCUGUCCUUAAUGGGAGUACAUAACCCUGAACUUUCUAACAGACUGGCCAAUGUGUCUGCAAAUGAUUACUUCUUCACUGGCUGUCUUACUUUCCUGGGCGUCAUUUGAAACAACCAACCCCUUCCAUUCUUUGCUAAAUGUUUGCUUUGAAAGGAAGAUGCUUCAGGGCAGGGUGGCAAAGCCAAGCACCCAUCUCAGCCCUAAAGGACACUGAAUGGGAUGUAUGGAGGGAGUAUGCUUUGCCAGUUCAGCUGGAUGUUUCCAGUGAAAGGGCUCACCUGUACUACAGGGUGGAAUGCAAUGUGGACAUUGCACUGGAUUUGUACUGGUGUACAUAUGGACAAAUCUGUACUCAGGAAACUCUUUUCUCUUGGUCAGUAGGAAACAACUUACUGUCUUUUGCUCCAUUUCUAACUAAAAUACACCAGUGUAGAUGUG
Molecule: messenger RNA, 2466 nt
Organism: Cyprinus carpio (common carp)
Lineage: Eukaryota; Metazoa; Chordata; Actinopteri; Cypriniformes; Cyprinidae
Gene: col23a1b
Product: collagen alpha-1(XXIII) chain
Exons: 31
Coding region: 1-1740 (579 amino acids)
Source: RefSeq, a predicted model, not a curated record